UUGGAAUCACCUAGUUACAUUUCAAAUUUUCAGCAUGAGACCUCGAUUGACCCGUCUACUGCGCACUCGAAAACGAGUGUAACAACCACGCCGGGACCAAUAAUUGGUCAGUUCUGCGGACGACGUACCAAUGCCAGUGACCUGAGUUUAAGCACAAUGAAUGCUUUGACGUUAUGGUGGCAUACGGAUGCCAUCCUUCCACAGCAACAUCCUGCAAAAGGGUUUCAGCUACAUUGGAAUGCUUUUCGAGUGACAGACGGAGUUCCGUGCUCGACUGGACGGGAAUUCACCUGCGGGCAAGACCAGUGCAUUCCUGUUCAACUGGCCUGCGAUCGUUUCUCGGAUUGUCCCGAUGGUUCAGACAUCAUUUAUUCCAAACAAUUUGCUGCAAAUUGUGAAGGUAAGCCGAGUUUCCUCUCCCUGAAGAAGGGGUGA
Cooperia oncophora is the source of this 435-nucleotide messenger RNA. The record is from the annotation of a GenBank genome assembly. NCBI's taxonomy places the organism in Eukaryota, Metazoa, Nematoda, Chromadorea, Rhabditida, Trichostrongylidae.